AUGUUGACAUCAGAAGCGCAUGGUGUAACCCAAGACCAAUGAGUCCAAAAUGUCGUUGGGCUGGUCCUGCAUCAUCGAGACAGGUUUUCAUCCUGUGAUUCAUGUGAAGGAGGUCGGAGCAGUACCGGUAGGGAGCCGAUCUCCCGUUCCGGCAAGAACCUCGGCAUUGCCCUCCACGUCACGACACAGCUGUACAACUCUCCACCAGCAACUCCUGCAUCUCGCCUGUCCUCUUUCCUCAAACAAUCGAUUCGCGCAGCAAAUAUACAUGGCCUUUGCAUACGACUGCUAGACCGUCUCGUCCACCAAUCGCGCCCUGCACACCGAGACGUCCGACCUGCCCACGCGACCCAGCUUCAACGCGAAGCUCCGGGCAUCGCACCCCCACAGCACACGAUGAUACAAUCAACGCGCAACUGGCUGCGGCGCAACCGCGCCAACUUCGCCAUCGGUGCCGGCGUCGUCGGCACGGCAUACCUCGCUGGGCAGUAUGCGCUGGGCAAGUUCAGCGAAGCACGGCAGCGCAUGAGCGAGGAGCGCAUCGCGAAAGAGAACCUGCGCCGGCGCUUCGAGCAGAACCAGGAAGACUGUACCUUCACAGUGCUCGCGAUCCUGCCGACGGCCACAGAGAAGGUGCUCGAUGCGAUACCCGUCGAGCAGGUGCUGGAGGAGCUGCAGCGGCAGAAGGCCGAGCGUCUGGCGAGGAGCGUGGGACCGAGUGAGAUUGCGAGCAGUGCACCGCCGAGUGUGGCUGAUGCGACGGAAGACGGCACCCGGAGCAGCGUGCACGAUUCGGAGAGCUACGUGCACGCCAGCCAAGUCGCGCUGGACGAGGCGAGCGCCGUGUCUGGCGAGGCUGGCACCGAGGCGGCCGCGGGCGAGAGGGCGACGGCCAAGGCGAGUCGGAAGAGCAAGGCACAGCUGUGGAAUGAAAUGAAGAUAGGCUCCAUCACCCGCGCCUUCACGCUCCUCUACACAAUCUCCCUCCUCACGCUGCUCACCCGCAUCCAGCUCAACCUGCUCGGCCGCCGCAACUACCUCGCCUCCGUCGUCUCACUGGCCGCGCCUCCGCCCGCCGACUCGGCCUCCCGCAUCAACCUCGAGAACAACGACGACGACAACUUCGAGCAGGCCUACGGCAACGACUUCGAGACGAACCGGCGCUACCUGAGCCUGAGCUGGUGGCUUCUGCACCGAGGCUGCAUCGACUUGAUCGAGAAAGUACGGGUCGCCGUGAAAGACGUCUUCGGCCUGCUCAACCCACGUGAGGAGAUUACAAUCGAGAGGCUCAGCGAACUGACGCUCGAAGUACGGAAGCGCGUCGAGGGCUCCACCGAGGAAGAGCGACGGACAUGCAAAUGGCUGGCCUACCUACUCCCGCCGCCCGACCAGGAAGACUUCGUCCUCGCCGAGUCCGGCAUGACGUCCUCGUCGCAGUCCACCUCGCCCACCACCACCACCUCGCUGCGCCGCCUCAUCGACGAAACAAGCGACAUUAUAGACUCGCCCGCCUUCACGUCUGUCCUGACCCGCCUGCUGGACGCGUCCUUCUCGCAUCUCAUCGACGUCAAGAUCAGCCAGCUGUCCUACAAGAUCCCGCCCAUCAGCGCCGACAGCGCCCGCGUCACCGAGAUUGUGGGCGACGGCGUCAAAGCCAAGGUCGCCAAUUCUCUGGCCGUGUUCUGCAGGCAGGCGCACAACAUUGGUGCUGGGGCGAACAACGAGUAUCUGGAGAAGAUCGAGCAGGUUGGCGAGCUGGAGGCCUUUGCUGCCGUGGUGUACAGUAGUAAUUUCGAGUUUGAGAGUCCGGCGCUGACGACUGAAAGUGCAACGGGUGCUGUUGCGACAGAUGCUGGGAAGAGUGAGUUGCUGGACCUGAAGGAGGAGGUCAAGGAGAAGAUUGAGAAGGCCGAAGAGAGCUUUGAGAGCGCGUGGGACAAGGCGGUUGCCAGCUAAGGGCUCGUGGAGCGGAGCGAGCGGUGCAGCGCUGGCUACAGUCACGGAGAUUGGGCUACGUUGCAUCCGUACAUGUUGUAUGAAUGAUACCCGAUGACCAACAAUCCGCCUCCCUAGUUCUGUGUUAUUCGUCCCUCGUGUACGCGCUAGCGUCAUAUCAGUCUGCCCGCACCUCAGCGCGUCCUCCUCCGCCUAUCUUCCACUACUCCAUCUUCUACGAAAAUUCCAGGCUAUCCGCGCUCGCAACCACCACACCGCGAACUCGCCUGAGUGACGCGUACCUGCAAGCCACUCAAGCGCGAAAGCCUCCACGUGGAAUCGAUCGCUUGUCGAACUGUAUCACACACUCGUCACC
Molecule: messenger RNA, 2311 nt
Organism: Didymella exigua CBS 183.55
Lineage: Eukaryota; Fungi; Ascomycota; Dothideomycetes; Pleosporales; Didymellaceae
Product: peroxisomal membrane protein
Exons: 3
Coding region: 397-1956 (519 amino acids)
Biological process (GO): protein import into peroxisome membrane
Cellular component (GO): peroxisomal membrane
Molecular function (GO): protein-macromolecule adaptor activity
Source: RefSeq, a predicted model, not a curated record